AAAUUAUUUUACAUAUUCAGCAGUAAUGUGUUCGCUGCUCAUUCUCUAAAUACAUACAGUUCAAAAUUGUCAAAUUUCCUACUAGGGGUUUCAUAUUCCUACAUGUAUGCUACUGGAAAACAUGACACAAAGUACAUGCUGCCAUCAUUGCCAUGUUAGAAAAAAAUUAUUAGUUUUAUUGAAAUCGUUUUCUGUUUCAAUACGUUAUAAUGUUAAAAAAAAUUGCUUUUUGUUAAUUAAUUAAUGUUGUAAUUAAUAUUGAUACUCUUUUUUUCUCUCUCUCCUGACGCAAUCCUCUGUAUUUGUCCAGGCUUGGGACUGAAUGUACCUUUUUAUUCUAGUAUAUUGUGUGUCCUGUUUUCAAAAAAAAGAAUGCCGAAGUCUGGAAGUUCUAAAAGGAAAAAAAGAAAGGAAAGACAGAGACGCUUGUCACAAUUUUCUGGUUCAAAUACAGCUUCUAAUGAAAAUGAUUCAUCUGAUAAUUACGGAUUAACAGAGGCUGGCUACUCUCCUGAUGUGAGCAACAGAGAAUUUGGUGCUGAAAGCUCAGUUGAAAAUGAAACAAAUGAAUAUAAGCGUGAGGAGCAAAUACAAGUAGAUGUGAGCAACAGAGAAUUUGGUGCUGAAAGCUCAGUUGAAAAUGAAACAAAUGAAUAUAAGCGUGAGGAGCAAAUACAAGAAGUAGGUGCAGCUAAUUAUUGUAUUGACAGCGAAGUGACUGAUGGAAAAGUUAGAGAAGAGAGGAACUUUGCUCGACUUAUUCGAUUAAUGAUGGGUGUCGGAGCCUCAGCUUUACGUCAAUUAUUCUUAUCCAUUCAUAAAAACUGGAGUAAUCAGCCAAGUGACGCAAGUGCUUUGAAGAAAGGUGCGCUUAAGCUACAAAAACAUCAAGAGACUCAGUUCUAUAAGGGAAACAUUGAAGAGUGGGAUGUAUCACUUCUUGUUAAUGUUCUCAGAUUUUCAACAGUCUGCUCUAAUGAAGUGAGCCGUAAGGGUGUUGAUUUUACAUUGCGUGAUAUACAGGAAAUGAGAAACCUGUACAUCGCACACGCAAGCAAUGUAAAAAUGAGCGAUGAAGAUUUCAAAAAAAAUUGGGAACAGCUCAAGUUUAAUCUUGUUGCAAUUGGAGCUUCAGAGGAAGAAAUCAACAAAACACUAACAGAUUGGACUGAAAGAAGCCUUGAGUACUAUCGUCAGUCAUUCUUGGAAGAAAUUGCUUUCCGAACAUUGGCCGAUUGUCAUAAAGAUAUCAUAACUAUGGUUGAAGCAAGCUCGAAAUCAAAAGAAAAAGAUUGCGAAGACCUUAAAUCCACUCCACAGUGGGAUGAUUGGCUCAAGCUCUGCUCUCAGAUGAAUGAAUUUAAUACUUCUCAAACUCAAUUUGUAUUAUUUGCUGAUGUUAUCUCGAGAGAAGAUCUCGAGAACUUUAAGGUUCUUGCAGCGGUUCCUUGGAAAGUGGUAGUCGACUUUAAUCCCAGCUCGGAAGAUGGUGGUUUGUAUAACAUAUUUAACUCACAAGCCUGCCUCAUGCAGUUCUUAUCUAUGUACACUCCAGGAGAAAUUUCAUCUUUAUUGGCCAAAAUAGGAAUUCAUGGAUUGUCAAAGCAAUUUGAUAUAAAAAAAACGCAGUGGUUGUUCGCAAAUGGUCGUACAGAUGAUGCUGAAGAUAAUAAGCCGAAACCAUUUCACAUUUGGGAACAAAAUUCCGUGAAUAGUAUAACGAUGUUUUUUGCUUGUUGUGCGUUUGGUGAUAUGUUUGAUGUACACAAACCAAUCAGAUGUCUUGUUUUACCUAUUUCUCCAACUACAUUUCCUUUCAUAGAAGUCACUCUUAGGCGUUUCAAAGAAAGUUUUUCUCGUGUGGAUUUAUCUUUUGCAUUCAUUGGAAAUUUAACGAAACCUUUAACCUUCUUAAAACAAGUUGAAAACUUUCAAUUGUCUUCUACAGAAGUAAAGAAUGGUGUUAGAAGCCUUUUGAACGUUGGUGAAGAACCUUUAAAGUACCAAAUGCCAUGUUUCCAGUCAGGAGUACGUGCUCCAUUUUCACAAAAAGAUUACGUCUACAUUAAUGAGUACUUAGAGUUGUUUUACAUUAAUUGUCAAAACGAAUACAUUUGUGUCAAUGGCGAUGAAAAAGAAUCAAAAGAAAAUGAAGAAGAACAUCGAAGAAGUUUUUUGUCUGGCAAUCUUAUUUCGUUUCUUAGUCUGUUUUUCACCCAUGAUGCCAAGCGCAAAAUUGAGAUGGAUAUAAUGGUAUAUAUCCAACGUAUGUUAAAUCAAAUGAUAAAGCAAAGUGGAAUUGUUCAAAUUGCCCACCCUCCUGGUACUGGUGGAUCAACAAUUGCAAGAAGGGUGCUUUGGGAUCUUCACGAUUCAUUCCCUUGUGCCUCCGUCCGAUUAUCAACUCAGGCUGAGUUUGACGAAGACUCUAACUUUAUAGGUGAACUGUCGUCGCGGAUUUCGUUUAUAGAAGAUCAAUGUGGGACACCGCCAGUCAUUUUGAUUGAUGGUCAUUGUCAGUGGAGAAUACAUGCAUUAAGCAAUCGCGUCGUACGGACUCUCAACAACCGUGGCAAAAAAGCUAUAAUUCUCGAAUGCCAUCGAGGAGCAAAACCCAAUAAUAAUGCCCAUGUUCGUCAGGUUUUUCAUGUUGAUGCUUGCUUAGACAAAACUCAGAGUGACCUUCGCGAAUUUAAAGAUAAGUUCAAAGAAAUAAACAAUCCCGAUUUUACAAAACUGAACAAUGCUCGACGCGUAUUUCACUUCCCUUUACUUUCAAUGAUCACUGAAUUCCGUGAGAAGCUAGAAGAGAUAAUUGCUAACACUCUGAAAGAGCUGAAUGAGCUUGAAAAAGACAUUGCGGCAUUUGUUGCAUUUUUACAGCUUUACGCUGAACAACCCACCCCUGCGACGCUCUUGUACGAAGUAUUUGAAUCUCAACUGUCAAUAAACAAAGGAGUUUAUGUUACGUAUGAAGAUAUCAAAAACUGCUUUUCGCACAACCUACUAAAUCUUAUGGUUCUGCAGAAGAAAAGACAAAACGCAGCUGCCCACCGAAGGAACAGUGAUUCGGAGCGAUUAAGGUAUGUCUUGGAAGGUCAACGAAGGCAAGAGCCUGAAGAAGCACUUACGAACUAUACCCUACAACAUCAUGUUGUUGCCACUCUACUUUUUGAAAAAUAUCUUGAGUCAAAGAAGAUAAAGUUGUACAAAUACGUAUUCGAUUUUCUGAAUUGCAAUGUACCAAACAUAAAAAAGUAUGUUGCUCUUUACUGCGAUUUGUUUCUUUUCAACCGAGGUGGCAACAGAAAACUUCGCUUUUCUGUUCUUAUCGCAGAGUUAAAAAAGAAUAAUGCAAAAAAAGCGGCCUCUGCCCUUCGCAAAGCUGCCGAAAUUAUUCCUGAUCCAAGAGCAUAUGGUCUUGCUGCUCGUUAUUACGCUAAAAUGAGACCGCCCAGAUUUAAAGAAGCCGAGGAAAUUGUUGCUGCUGGUAUAAAAUUGUCCGAAACUUAUGGCAGAGUGAAGAGUAUCCAGGACAGCAAAGGUGUCGUUCAUUCUCUUGAACUUAAGUACAUGUUCCAUCAAAAAAAAGUGAAGGACAUUGAACAUCUUGAAAAUAUGGCAGAAAAAGCUCUUCUUGCAUUCCGUGCUGCAAGAGACUUCCCUCCAACUUUACCAUCGCCACUUCUUGGAGAAGUAGAAGUUUGGAUUAUAUGUAUUGAAUGGAUUAUUGAAAAUCAUAAUAGUGAUGCAGAAGAAGCUGUCAAAUUUAUCAUCAACCAAGCGCCUUCGUUUUUUCGCACUUGUAUUGGUGAUUGUUUUUAUCUCCUAGAAAUUGUUAAUAAAAUUGUUUUGUCAGUGACUAUAAUUGCUGAUGCUGACGAAAUACGUGAUCGUGCCAACGAACUUUCUAUAUCACUAAUAAAUGCAGUUCAACCAGGUAUUCUUCGACACCGUAAUCGCCGUCGCAACAUCUCUGAACAUUUGCUGAAUCUUGAUUUUAGCCCAAGAUUAUCUCCAAUUAGUUGGAAGGAAUCGAAGCGUGUUAGAACCAGAAUUCUUUUGUCCUUAUACUAUCGAGAUGUACCCUCAUUUACGAACGACGAUAUGAAAGAACUUAUGAAACUCUUGGAAGACAUGAUUUUGUCUCAAAAAGAUUUUACUUUCGCUCCACAUUUUCUGCAGUUAUGUCUUCUAGGCCACAGUCCGUCAAAGACUUAUAAAUUGGAACAAGGAUGGAAAGUGUGUUGUGAUUGGUUAGAUCAACCAGACGUUUCUGACCCCAUGGUUUAUUACUAUAGUAUGGUUAUAGCGUUUGUGCAAAUCUUAAAUGGACAUGGUCCAAGUGGCUUUUUUGCUAAGUAUAAGAGUUUGUGGGAGAAGCUUAAAGAUUCUUCUCGUGGUCACUGUCGUAGAAAUCAACCUCUUCAUUUUUUGAAAAAGCAUGGCAAUGGUAUGUCUCAGCUCAUCAGUCACCAGGCCGUUUUAAGUGAUGUACCAUCUUACAAUGUCGAGAAUUCUGAUGUUGUAAAGAAUUUCUGGAUGGCAGAUUCACGCCGCAAAUUAAGAGAAUGUUCAGGUAGAUUACGUGUCCGUGUCGAAGGCAAGAAAAAAUCAACCAAGAUAGAGUUGUUAGAGGGUGAUAUCAAACUGUACGUUGGAAAGUAUGCUGAAAUUGGAACGGUUGGUAAGGACUUUGAUAAAGAUGCAAAAGUUUUCUUUGUAGUAAGUUUUAACUUAAGAGGACCUGUGGCAAAUGGAAUAUCAUUCCAUCCUACCGUUGAUCAAAAAAGCAAUGGGUCUUCGUCAAAUCAUUGAUGCUGUCAAAAGAUAUUGAAAAGUGCAACUAUCUUAUGAAUGUAUACUUUAUACAUUCCAAAUCGUUUGAAGUUGCAUUAUAGUUUUUUGUGAUACACCCUAGUUUGAUGGUCUAAGUGCAUGUUAUCUUCAAUUCAAUCUUCACUGUCUCCAAACUUUUAAAGCACUUACAAUUUAUGCUAAUGUACUCUAAAUAAGCUAAAAAUUUUCAUUAAUGAUGUUAAAAGUUACAAGGCAUACAAAUUUUCUCUCAAAUACAAAGCAUAAAAAAUUUGUACAUCACAUGUUAACUGAUUUUAACUUAUGAAGUCGUUAUCACAUACCAUAUAAAAAUUGAAAUUGAACAUUCUGUAACACUGUAGGUCUGUAACCCUUUUCAGUUUUGGUGCUUCUUUUCAGACUUCUAGAACUUACAAGUUUAGAAGUCUUGCCCAGUGGUCUUGCCAACAAUCCAAAUAUUUUUUUCCAUAAUUACUGAUGUUUGCUAAAUUAUGCUACACUUAAUUGCGAAAGAUACAUAUACAAAUAUAAACACUCUAAUAAAUUACAUAUAUGCUCUUUCUAAUUAUGGGCAAUAUUUUUGACCAUUAUAAUAAAAAUUUUUUAGUCUGUUGCA
Xenia sp. Carnegie-2017 is the source of this 5434-nucleotide messenger RNA. RefSeq lists its product as uncharacterized. Gene Ontology annotation, cellular component: cytoplasm. The coding region runs from base 373 to 4818 and encodes 1481 amino acids. The transcript has 6 exons. Lineage: Eukaryota; Metazoa; Cnidaria; Anthozoa; Malacalcyonacea; Xeniidae. The record is from RefSeq and is a predicted model, not a curated record.